This is a messenger RNA of Didymodactylos carnosus, 1833 nucleotides long. The record is from the annotation of a GenBank genome assembly. NCBI's taxonomy places the organism in Eukaryota, Metazoa, Rotifera, Eurotatoria, Philodinida, Philodinidae.
AUGAAAAAAUGUCUUUCCUUCAUUUUACCAAUCAUCGGAGCUCUUCUAGCUGUGUUUUUGAUAACAGAUAACUAUGAAACAUCUCCGAAACCGAAGCAUUUAGGACCGUUACAGGAAUCGUUACCAGAGGAUUAUUCGUUAGCAAAUCUUCCAUUGCCAUAUGGUAGAUAUAAGCAACCAUUUCCUAACUUAAAUGUUUCGUGGUUACCUUAUUCAAGUUAUUUUUCUCUUAAAAAUUGGCAUUUUUCAUCAUUUUCAACUGAUACAUACUUCAUCAGUUUGGCUGUAGCUAAUUUAAAUUAUUUUGCGAAUGGCUUUGUGUACAUUGUCGAUAAAACAAGUCGAAAUAUUAUUACAUAUUCAUCAGAUUCACCAUUGGCUUUAGCCAUUAAACAAAAAACAACAUCAUCCAUACAUGGGUGUACGCAAUAUUUCAAAUCAUCAAACGAAUAUAUUGACUUGUGUUACGAACAAGACAGUUACCGUAUUAGAACAAAAUUUACUUCAGAUAAUCUUCAAAUAUCAUUAUCAGUGGAAAUGUUUUUAUCUAAAAGUGAAUCAAUGGCGUUGCUCUAUCCUAUUCAACCAGAUCGACCUGCUUAUACUCAUAAAGCUAUGGGUCUACCGAUUACGGGCAAAAUAAAAAUUAAUAAUGAAGAACAAUCUCUUAGUGGAUUAGGAAAUAUAGAUUGGACAUUAGCCUACGCAGAAAGAAUAUCAAAGUGGAAAUGGACAUGUCUAUCGACAGAAGCAACAAAUACUGCUAAUGGUGAAACUGUUGUGUUGGGUAUUAACUUUUCGGCCGACAUAUAUAAUGACGAUCAAGGUGUAUCAAUGGAGAAUGCGUUAUGGAUUGAUGGUAAAGUAUUUUCCAUCGGGAAAAUAAUUUAUGACUUACCUGAAGAACAAUUUCAAACAACUAAAUAUUGGAACAUUCAUAGCGAUGAUACUAGCGGCAGCAACGACAUAGAUAAUAUUAAUGUUCAGUUAACAUUUGAACCGUUAGGAAAAUAUGAAUGUCUGAGAGACUGUGAUAAUAUCUUGGACAAUAUGAAUCUUGUUGAAAAUCUAAAUGUAUCUACAAAUGACUCACAAAAGUCAAAUUACUUGCUACUCGAAGAAAACAAAGGUUUUAAUUGUACCGAUUGGCCGUGUAUUAUUAAUAUUUUCUUUAAAGUUUCAUUUAAUAUUUCGAAAAUUAGCAUUUCAACCGAUGAUGAUAAUGAUACAUUUCAAAUACAACUGCAAUUUUAUUAUUCAAACGCUUCAUUUAUAACGGAUGAGAACCGAACACUAACAUCAAUUGGCCGCAAUAGUGUAGAUAAUCCAAAUAUCAGUUAUCCGUUAUUGAAUUUUACAGUUUUUGGUAUUCAGUUGCAAUUGCUAAACACAUUGCCGAAUGCUCAACCACCUAGUGGAAUACAAAUAGAAAUUUUAGCAUACUUUAAUUGUUCAACUUAUAAUAGUGAGAAUGCUACGUGUCAAAAUAAUGCUAUAUGCGCUCCUGGACAUAUGAAUUUCUUGUGUUUAUGCUUAACAGAAGAUUACUCUGGGCGAUUUUGUGAGUAUCGCUCGACAAGUUUACAAGUUGCACAGGCUACACGUCGAUCGUUGGGAUAUAUAGCCAUAGUGUCUAUUUGUUUUGUGGUUUUACUUAUUUUAUCGUUGGAUGGUGCCAGAUAUUUAUUUGGUAUCGAUCCGAGUGGUAAUCAGCAACGAGCGAAACAAUUAAGAAAAACGCGUCGUCAACGUGAUGUUCGUGAACGUAAGAAAGAAAAAUCUAACGUUAAAACCGCAAUUCGUUUCGUUUACAUGCACGAAGAAGAAAUUUGA